GUGGCUAGCUUCACAUAGGUGUCUCGACUCUCACACCGCAGUUGCUUUUGGUGUUGCUACUCGCUGUCAUUUCCAUUGGGACAGAGGGCAACGCGGCAGAACAGAGGUUAGGAAACAAACACCGCUGACAAGUGAAAACCAAAGCCCCCCUGGAGAAAGUUUUCCUGUGGAUCAUUUGACUGCAGUUUGGUUGAAGUGAAAGGAGUCUCCAUCCCACUCUGUGAUUGUUUUGGAGAGACAGGCGAGUUGUGUGCUAAAGGACUGCGAUGCACCGCUUAAGGACUUGCGCUGCCCGGCUGCGGCCGCUGACAGCCUCUCAGACUGCUCAGAACUUUUCACAGCAGAGGCGUGCGGCCGUACCAAGGACUUUUCAGCCAUUUAGGUGCUACACCGCACCUGUGGCUGCCGAGCCUUUCCUCAAUGGAACAAGCUCCAAUUAUGUGGAGGAGAUGUACUAUUCAUGGCUAGAGGACCCCAAGAGUGUUCAUAAGUCUUGGGACGUUUUCUUCCGCAAUGCCAAUGCAGGUGCUCCCCCGGGCAUGGCCCACCAGAGCCCUCUGAGCCUGGCCGGUCUCCCUCAAGCCCAGUCUUUGGCGGGGGCUCAGCCCAACGUGGAGAAGCUGGUGGAGGAUCACCUGGCUGUCCAAUCCCUCAUUCGUGCCUACCAGAUCCGUGGGCACCAUGUUGCUCAGCUGGACCCUCUGGGGAUUAUGGAUGCCGAUCUGGACUCUCACGUCCCCAAUGACAUUAUAACGUCCUCGGAUAAACUCGACCUGGCAAUGUUCAAGGACCGUCUCAGUAUUCUAACUGUCGGAGGCUUUUAUGGACUGGACGAGUCGGACUUGGACAAAGUGUUCCGCCUGCCUACCACCACCUUUAUCGGGGGCACUGAGACCGCCUUGCCCCUGAGGGAGAUAAUCCGCCGCCUGGAGAUGGCCUACUGCCAGCACAUCGGGGUUGAGUUCAUGUUCAUCAAUGACCUAGACCAGUGCCAGUGGAUCCGGGAAAAGUUUGAGAAGCCCGGCGUCAUGCAGUUCACCCUGGAGGAGAAGAGGACCCUGCUGGCCCGCAUGGUUCGCUCCACCAGGUUCGAGGAGUUCCUCCAGAGGAAGUGGUCGUCAGAGAAGCGCUUCGGCCUGGAGGGCUGCGAGUCUCUGAUCCCCGCCCUCAAGACCAUCAUCGACAAGUCCAGCGAGAAGGGUGUGGAGAAUGUCGUCAUGGGCAUGCCACACAGGGGUCGUCUGAACGUGCUGGCCAACGUCAUCCGCAAGGAGCUGGAGCAGAUCUUCUGCCAGUUUGACUCCAAGCUGGAGGCUGCUGAUGAGGGCUCUGGUGACGUCAAGUACCACCUGGGGAUGUACCACAGGAGGAUCAACCGUGUGACGGACCGCAACAUCACUCUGUCCCUCAUGGCCAACCCCUCCCACCUGGAGGCUGUGGACCCCGUGGUGCAGGGCAAGACCAAGGCCGAGCAGUUCUACUGCGGAGACACCGAGGGACACAAGGUGAUGUCCAUCCUAAUGCACGGUGAUGCUGCCUUCGCCGGUCAGGGCGUCGUGUACGAGACCUUCCAUCUCAGCGACCUGCCGUCCUACUCCACCCACGGCACGGUGCAUGUGGUUGUCAACAACCAGAUUGGCUUCACCACUGACCCCCGUAUGGCGCGCUCCUCUCCGUACCCCACUGACGUGGCCCGGGUGGUCAAUGCUCCCAUCUUCCACGUGAAUGCUGACGACCCUGAGGCUGUGGUGUACGUGUGCAACGUGGCCGCCGAGUGGAGAGCCACCUUCCACAAGGACGUGGUGGUGGACCUGGUGUGCUACCGGCGUUUGGGACACAACGAGAUGGACGAGCCCAUGUUCACCCAGCCCCUGAUGUACAAGCAGAUCAAGAAGCAGAAGGGAGUGAUGCAGAAGUAUGGCGAGAAACUCAUCGCAGAGGGGGUCGUCACGAGACAGGAGUACGAGGAGGAGAUUGCAAAGUAUGAUAAGAUCUGUGAGGAGGCACAUGUUCGCUCCAAGGAUGAGAAGAUCCUCCACAUCAAACACUGGCUGGACUCUCCCUGGCCUGGCUUUUUCAACCUGGAUGGCCAGCCCAAGAGCCUGACCUGUCCGUCCACUGGCCUGACUGAGGAGGAGCUGACCCACAUCGGACAGGUGGCCUCCUCAGUGCCAGUCGAAGACUUCACCAUCCAUGGAGGUCUGAGCCGUAUCCUGAAGGCCCGAGGGGAGAUGAUCAAGAACCGCACGGUAGACUGGGCCCUGGGAGAAUACAUGGCCUUUGGCUCUCUGCUCAAAGAGGGCAUCCACGUUCGCCUCAGCGGCCAGGACGUAGAGAGGGGCACCUUCAGUCACCGACACCAUGUGCUGCACGACCAGAACGUGGACAAGAGAGUUUGCAUCCCCAUGAACCACGUGGCCCCCAACCAGGCCCCCUACACCGUCUGCAACAGCUCCCUGUCUGAGUACGGCGUGCUGGGUUUCGAGCUGGGCUUUGCCAUGGCCAGUCCCAAUGCCCUGGUCCUGUGGGAGGCCCAGUUCGGAGACUUCCACAACACAGCCCAGUGCAUCAUCGACCAGUUCAUUUGCCCCGGCCAGGCCAAGUGGGUCCGCCAGAAUGGCAUAGUCCUGCUGCUGCCCCACGGCAUGGAGGGCAUGGGCCCAGAACACUCCUCUGCUCGUCCAGAGAGAUUUCUCCAGAUGUGCAACGAUGAUCCUGACGUGCUCCCGACCAUCACAGAAGACUUUGCCAUUCGUCAGCUUCAUGACUGCAACUGGAUUGUGGUCAACUGUUCGAACCCUGGCAACUUCUUCCACGUGCUGAGGAGGCAGAUUCUGGCGCCCUUCAGGAAGCCUCUCAUCGUUUUCACCCCCAAAUCCCUGCUGCGCCACCCCGAGGCAAGGUCCAACUUUGACGAGAUGCUGUCAGGCACAGACUUCCAGCGCCUGAUCCCAGAUAAUGGCCCAGUGGUCCAGAACCCAGCCGGGGUGAAGCGCAUCGUCUUCUGCACAGGGAAGGUGUACUACGAACUCACCAAGGAACGCAAAGCCCACGGCAUGGAGGACACGGUCGCCAUUGCUCGCAUGGAGCAGCUGUCCCCCUUCCCCUUCGACCUGGUGAAGGCUGAGAGCGAGAAGUACCCCAAUGCCGACCUGGUGUGGUGCCAAGAGGAGCAUAAGAACCAGGGCUACUACGACUACGUCAAACCCCGCAUGCGCACCACCAUCGAUCGCGCCAAGCCAGUCUGGUAUGCUGGUCGCCCUCCUGCUGCGGCCCCAGCCACAGGAAACAAGAAGGCCCACCUGGUGGAGCUGAAGAAUUUCCUGGACACUGCCUUCGAUCUGGACGCCUUCAAGGACCAGAUGUAACUCUUUCUUCCCGCUUCCUCUGUCCCAGGAUAAGGGGUAUCCUUCACCCUCCACUGCAACCCAGAGGCCUCUCCUCCUCCGUCCCAUAUGCCCACAUACCCCCUGGACUUGGCCCUCAGAGCAAGCCUACUCUCCUAGUGGGUGUCUCUGUCUCUAGCCCUCAACGGCAACAGUCCUGUUCAUUUAAGUCAUUGCUAACUUCCCCUACCCAGGCCCUCCUUCAUCGACUCCCCCUAGUCCUGUCUCAGCGUGCCCUAGCCCACCUUCAUCAGACACAUGCCUCAAGACCACACAUUUAGCAGUAGACAGCCAGUCAGGGGUCAGGAAAGCGAACCUUUGUACAGUCAGUGAUCCUUAUCUUGGUUUUUAUUUUCUAUACCUGUAUUUCUCUGGUUAACACUCCACUCACCAACACUAUAACCUUCUUGUGUUGGGUGUUGCUUAAGCCCUGUGUGUGUGUGUGUGUGUGUGUGUGUGUGUGUGUGUGUGUGUGUGUGUGUGUGUGUGUGUGUGUGUGUGUAUAACCAAAGCACAUUGUUUAUAAAGCUUUAUAUAUUUUUCUGUGUGUUUCAUUCUGUUGCUGUCACAAUGAUGUCAUCCUUUUGAAAAGCGUAACUUACACGUUUCAUCCCAGGUCUCCUUACAUAGCCAAAGGACGGGGCAACUGUUGCAACCAGUUUAAAAUCAACUUUCUCAUUCUUGUAAUGCCUAUUAGAAUAAGAGGUAUUGAAUGCGGAAAACGGGAAAUAUUUUCACUGUCACAUUGUGUUCAGUGAAAUACUAGUACAUUUAACAUGACAAAUGCUCUUUUAUCCAUCUUGCACCAUUUCUCGCGAAAGAGGCUGAGACUUAGAUAAGGGAAAUUGGAGUGAUGAACCAGUGAGAUGAGUUGGUACCAUGUUUGCAUUUAUAUAUAAGGAGUGUUGAACUGGUCAAAUGAGUUGGUACCAUGUUUGCACUUGUAUAUAAAUUCACAUAGGAGACGUUUGUAAAGGAUUGUUCAUACAGCAUUGUCAGGGCAACUUCUGUCUUUAGAUACAUGGCCACUAGUUUUAUUGUCCUACUGCAGAACAGGGCAAGCAGGUUGGAGCUGAUUCUCUCCCCCCCCCCCCCCCCCCCCCUACAUGUAGUCCUCUCAUGACUCUAGCUAAACACUGAUCUCAUCCAGAUGACAUAAACUAGACCUGGCACCUCUAGAUGUCUCUCAACAACUCAUGUACUCAUUUUCCUCUUGCAACCCCUGUGCCAAAUUUGUUUUCAAGCAUUUAGCAUAAUUUUGAGGGUGUAUGAAUGAAUUGCCACAGGAGUCUUUUUAGCUGCAUAACUAAUAAUAAAAAACAGGAUAUCACCUUUUGUUUGAAUGGCUCCACAAGAAAGCAAAUGAUUUAUUUAUUUUCAUAUAGUGGAUUAAGAUUCUUUCCAUUUUAUUAUUUUUGCUUCAUUCAAUAAAGACUAUGUUCCCAAAUCA
Salvelinus fontinalis (brook trout) is the source of this 4836-nucleotide messenger RNA. RefSeq names its product oxoglutarate dehydrogenase a (gene ogdha). NCBI's taxonomy places the organism in Eukaryota, Metazoa, Chordata, Actinopteri, Salmoniformes, Salmonidae. Gene Ontology annotation, biological process: tricarboxylic acid cycle. The coding region runs from base 267 to 3368 and encodes 1033 amino acids. The transcript has 24 exons. The record is from RefSeq and is a predicted model, not a curated record. Gene Ontology annotation, cellular component: mitochondrion; oxoglutarate dehydrogenase complex. Gene Ontology annotation, molecular function: oxoglutarate dehydrogenase (succinyl-transferring) activity; thiamine pyrophosphate binding.